Molecule: messenger RNA, 1673 nt
Organism: Gadus chalcogrammus (walleye pollock)
Lineage: Eukaryota; Metazoa; Chordata; Actinopteri; Gadiformes; Gadidae
Product: transmembrane protein 265-like
Exons: 3
Coding region: 284-676 (130 amino acids)
Cellular component (GO): membrane
Source: RefSeq, a predicted model, not a curated record
AAGGGGCGUGGAGGUUUGGCUUGGUUUCACUCUGUGCUCAGUCUUGUGGAUCAACAACUGUGGAAGAUUAGGAACUCUGACAGGAGGCUUCAAAGAAAACCAAAGGCUCGGAACAAGGCUCUUUGUGGUUUGGUGCCUUCCUGACUUGGACAGAGCUCUAUUUGGAGGGAGUAUUGAACUUAAACGGUCAUUCAAGUGACAGUCGCUCAAGUGACUUUUUUCUUGGUGAGAGACUUUCUUUCCCACUCAAAACCUCCAGCGUUACCAGGGAGUGUACCUGGGGAUGGAUCCAGAAAAGGCUCAAAUAGAAACGGCCAUGCUGAGGGGUGAGGACCAAUGUGCGCCAGCGUCUCCUGGUGGGGGGAACCGCGCGGAGACGAAGAGCACAUGCAUCGAGAUCUCCAACUGUCACCUGGUCUCCGCGUCGCUCUGCAAGGACCCUUACUACAGACGGCUGGCCAUCAGCAGCAUCGUGUGUGGGCUCUCCUGCAUCGGCAUCAUGUCCCUCAUCUACUCAGUACAGGCCAAAGAAGCGACAAAUCCUGAAAAGUCACAGAAGCUCUCCAAGCAAGCGAGGAAAUACGGCCUUAUUUCCAUCGCGGUGUGGGUGGCAAUAUUGCUCAUCUUCCCUGCCUUGCUGGUUCUGGUUUCAUACGUGUUGACUUUUAUCGACUGAAGCAGGAGAGCCCUACACGAGUAAAGACUGAAGAGAGCAGCCCAUGAAACAACCCAGACACAAGGUCUGGGAAAUGGGCUAGCAUGAGUAACUGGUUUAGUGGUAGCCCACUCCAGAACCACUCAGGGUCACGUGACAUGCCAAGGUCAACUUUUUUUACCGUUUUAAUAUUUUUUUUUAAUAAUUGUAUACGUUUGUUUUUGUAAUGCUAAUAUUUUUUAUAUAUGUACUAUUUAUUUUGUUAUAACAUAAAAAAAAGAGUAAUUUUGCCAUGUAUGUUUCAUUAUCCCCAACCUCUUUCGAGUUCACAAUUGAACAGAGCUGCAAAUGUUUUGAAUAAAUUAAGUGUAAAAGAAAUGUAUAUAUAUAUAGAAAUUUGUUUUUAUUAGGACUUUCACAAAACAAUUCACAACCUCUGACGAAGGUGCUUAUUUGUUGCAACAACAUUCCACAAUAAAACUUUUCCUGUAUCUUUGCAUUGCUUAUGGGUUUUCUAUAUUUCUGACAUAUGUUCACCGUUGUAUAUCCAAAAAUGUAAAAACCAAAACAUGUACACGAAAGCACAUCUACCCCUCCAAGAUUACAUCCAACAAACCCAUAUAUUGUGCUCUUAUUUACCUCAGGUUAAAACUUAAACGACAACGAUGUUGAAAUCCGCUUUCAGAAGUGAAAGAAAACACAAACACGAACAAAACAGACAUUGUACAAAUAUUACAGUUAAGGCAAUCCCAUGGAAAUUGGGCAAAGGCAAACACCUUUGUAUGUUUUAACAUAUAAAUACCACAGGUACGACGAUGGAGAGUAAUAGAUUUAUAGAGUUAUAGAAAAGUCAGGCGAAAGUAUGUUCUUCAGUGCUGGGUUACCACUUUAUACAAAAACCUCUAGCUGCUUAAUAUUAUACAGAUAGAUAUUUAAUAUAUUGUUCCUUCACUUGCCCUGAUUAACAUAAUUUACAUUUUCAUUUACAUUUUGCAUCGCAUGCUACUGAGGAGACUAG